This is a messenger RNA of Amborella trichopoda, 2229 nucleotides long. RefSeq lists its product as uncharacterized. Lineage: Eukaryota; Viridiplantae; Streptophyta; Magnoliopsida; Amborellales; Amborellaceae. The record is from RefSeq and is a predicted model, not a curated record.
CUCUCUCUAGACCUCUCUACCCUGCAUCUCUCUCUCGAGACCUCUCUCCCCUGCAUCUCUCUCUCUCUCUUUCUCAGCCAUGGUCUACACGUACACCCCCACCUAUUACUCCUCUGUACAGGGCACCAUUACUUCCUUAUGCAAGACCCUGCUUCCCUUCUCAUUCAAAACCAGUGCCCGUAAACGAUUGGGAAGUCUCAGCCACGAGCAAAAGCUUUCAAAGCAACAAUCAGAUAAUCUCAAAUGGCAACAAGAUAUGUUUCAUGGGAUCCUUCACAAGAUGGGUCUUCAAAAGGAAGGAAUUCUCCCUGAAAAUGAGGUCUCGGCCUUUCGAUCGCAACUUCUUGAGACCAUUGUCACCGCUCCUUCAGAGGAGGAUUCUUCAGUCAUUAUAAGAGAUAAAUUGCAGUUUCUUCAGGAAUUAUUUUAUGCUGAGUGUAUCACUGGUCAAGAAUAUCACAAAUCUAAAAGGCCCCUUGUUCUAAGGCUUGCUAAUCAAGGGGCAGAGAUCAACUGCAAAGAUGUUGUUUUUGAGUCAAAGCCAGGGUUGGGUUUUGAGAACGAGGAGGAGAAUUUGUGGUCAGUUGUUGAAUUCAAAGAUGAACAGCGUUUGAUUUGUAAUGGGAUGGACACUGAAAAGAAUAGGGCAAAAAGAAAGUCACCAAUGAAACAGAUGAAAGGGGCAAUGUCAAAAUUCAGUGGCUUCUCAAAGCCUCAUAAAUUGGGGAAAAAGAGAUUGUCAUUUGAACCUCUCCAACAACUCAACAUUGAAAACCAGUCCGAAAAUACAGAUUUGGUGGAGUCCUUUGGUGAAAAUCCAUUUUGGCAAGAUAACAAACAGGGGUCUAUUCUUAUGCCUGAAAGCUCCCCUCCAGUUUCAAUCAAGUCUUCUAAAAGAGGAGAAAAGGCAAAGCAGAAGGUAUUUUAUAAUCUGUUUCAGAAAGAAGAGAGAGAAGGAGGAACAGGGGAGCAGAGUUUUGAAAUUGAUGAGAAUGGAGUGAAACCCACUAAGAAAACUUGGGGUUUCGAUGGGUUGAAGAAAUGGAAGAAAUGGAAUGAUGAGGAUGAAUCGACUGUUCCUUAUCUUCCUCCUGGAGAGAGAUCUGAUGAUGUUUCCUCAGCGCCUUGCAAGCUUGUCGUGCGACCAAUUGGCGAAGGUCCUGAUACCAAACUCAUCAAGAGAAAAAUACAUUCAAAUGGCUCUGCAACAGAUUUCUUUAUAGACAAGGUGUUGGGAGAGAACAUAAAUAAGGAAUUAUCUCGAAUUCAAGCUGAAUUAGCUGUGAAAAAUCCCAACCUCGCCUUCACAACUGAUCAAAUUGAAGCAAUCUCAACGAGGCUACCAGUCGAUAAAGCAGACCUCAAAAAGUUUUUUCCCAAAUCAUGGUGUGAUCGAUAUGGAGACAUGGUCUUAGAUGUUGUUCGCAAAGAGUUUAAAGAACACAUUGGAGAGAUGGAGGAACUGAGAAAUUCUGCUAGAGAAAGGCGGAGCAACUCAAUGGCAUGGAGGGAGAACAAUGAAAAUUUUUCCCCAAAUCUUGCUUUUGAAGGUCAUGGUUCCUUGAAGAAGAGGAACAAUGCUGGUUCAAUCAAUAGUACUACUGUUGGUGAUCGUCUCAAAGAGGAUUAUUAUAACUAUGAUAGCAACGCCAAUUGCUUUACUAAUAAUCCUUUUUAUCAUAGUGAAUAUGAUGCCAACAAUGAUUUCAGGCCUGAAUCUGCUUUCUUUCAUGGCUCGUUUCAGUCAUUUUCACCUGCAGCUCACAGGGCAUGAUGGGGUGUCCUUUGAUAUAUUUGUUUUUCUUUUGAUAAGGACGGACAAAAGGGGAUUGAUUUUUUUGCCCUUCUUGAUAUAUUAUUUUUUAUCCUAACAGAGGUUAAUUUCUCCAUAUUCAUAUCUCGAUCCGUAUCCUAAGGUGUUUUCACAACUAUUACGCUUUUAGAGCCAAUGGAGAAGAAGGCAAAAGAAGAUCUUCAAAACUCGAGAAAUAAGUUUUCUCCAAACUAUGGAGACUGAUACAGGCCCAGGAUAUAUUGCCUUUUUGGAGGAUAAGAUCUUCUUUUAGAUCAGCAACUAAUUUUAGGUUUUUAUUUCGACUUAUUUUAUUUUAAUUGUUCUUUCUUAUUUUGUUAUUUUGUGCGUAAAUAUUAACUGGAUUGAAAGUUUCUCUAUGGAUUGUUUUUUGAGAGAUAUAUGGAUUCACGACACCACGAACUUUUCAUUGGUUU